Telopea speciosissima is the source of this 547-nucleotide messenger RNA. RefSeq names its product early nodulin-like protein 1. Gene Ontology annotation, molecular function: electron transfer activity. Gene Ontology annotation, cellular component: plasma membrane. Bases 4 to 534 code for a protein of 176 amino acids. The transcript has 2 exons. Lineage: Eukaryota; Viridiplantae; Streptophyta; Magnoliopsida; Proteales; Proteaceae. The record is from RefSeq and is a predicted model, not a curated record.
CUCAUGGCAUUCUCAAGAGCUAUUCCUUCAUCUUUGGUGCUUGUAUUUCUUCUCUUCAGCUUCUCAGAAGCUAGAGACAUUUUGGUUGGAAACAAGAACGAUGCAUGGAAGAUCCCAACUUCUGAUUCUGAAUCUCUGAACCGAUGGGCUGAAGCAUCUCGUUUCCAAAUAGACGAUUCGCUUGUUUGGAAACUCGAUUCCCAAAAGGAUUCGGUGUUGCAAGUGACUAAGAAGGACUAUAUGGCCUGCAACACAACAACACCAAUUGCUAAGUACAAGGAGGUGAACACCAAGGUAAAGCUAGACCGAUCUGGUCCUUUCUAUUUCAUUAGCGGAGCUAAGGGACACUGCGAGAAGGGCCAAAAGCUGAUCGUGGUUGUGUUGUCUGCGAAACGUGGCUACAUGGGUAUCUCUCCUGCACCCUCUCCAAUGGAAAAUGAAGGCCGUGCAAUGGCUCCCACUAGUAGUGGUUCUGGUUUGAAGGCUGGUUUGAUGGUAAUGAUGGGAUGUUUGUUUGGGAUAGUUUUGUUAUGAGGAGUGAACUGCA